UGAUUCCUCCUCCCUUUGGCCACAACCUCCUUGUCCUUAUCGAAAGUCGUCGACAAGACGCUGACCAUUCCACGCGUCGCUAUCUCUGAGGAUGCCUUGCCGUUGAGUCGCACGUCUUUGGAAUCAGCUGCGCCUUGAUUGACACAACUACAACACUCGCUCGUCCUGCGAAUCCCUCCGCACCACCCACUUACCUCGCCACCAUGAAGAACCCUCAACCCCUCCGAUUCUCAACCAACCUUCUCUUCUCCUCAUUACUCUCCGUCGUCCUCUUCACAUCUACGACCUGGGCCCAUGGCGGACAUCCUGACAAAAUCCCUGAAGGCGAAGCCAUCUCGCCUGACCCACUCGACUCUCGCCUGUGGAUUCAUAUUCUGUUGAUGGUUUUGUCCUUUGGCCUCAUCUUCCCUUAUGGCAUGGUCCUCGGUAUUGUGCGCAGUCGCUGGCAUGUCCCUGUACAGAUUGUGGGAACCAUCGUUGCCACCGUGGCCUACUUCCUUGGCCAUAUGCACAAAGGUCGCCAGUUCCGCCAUCCCAAUGUUCACGCCAGUUUUGCCAACAGUUUGGUCCUCAUGUUGAUUGUUCAGGUUGGACUCGGAGUAGGAUUGAAACUGCACCUGGAAAACAAGAGCGGAUGGGUCGGACGAGUCUUUGGUGGGAAAGUUGGGAAGAGUGGCCGACGCGGCGUGGUCCUCAUCCAUGGCUGGAUUGGAAAACUCAUGCCGAUUGUCAGUUGGGUCCAGAUGUUAUUUGGCGGCAUUGUCGCUAUGGGCUAUUGUCGCGGGGAUCAUCUCGGCCAGUGCCUGGCUCAUUUCAUCAUGGGCUCUGCCUUCAUCGGGUAUGGUAUCAUCAUGACAUUGUUGCUGCUCGUGGGGCAGGCAUGGUUACGGACCACCGGGAGGAGCCAGGAAUUCUUCGACUCCAUCAUCAUUGCCGCUUGGGGCUGUGUUAAUACUUUCACCGAACAUCGAUGGGGUCAUCCUUGGGUCAAGAACGACCUUCAGCAUACCAGCAUGGGUAUUGUAUGGUGGUGCGCAGGCUUGUUGGGAGUUUGGCUAUCGAGAUCAAGGACCGGCCGGCCCAAGAGAAACAUUCUUCCUGGAGUGGUGAUCCUGCUGACAGGCUGGGCAAUGAGUGCCCACCCGCAGGAUAUCCCACUAAGCACCAUGGUCCAUACCGUCUUUGGCUACACUCUCAUGGCUGCCGGUGCUGGUAGGAUCAUCGAGGUGUCAUUCCUCCUCAAAGACAGCCGAGGAGGCGGUGAAGUCAACAGUUGGCAACACCUCCCACCAUUUCUCCUUUAUGCUUCUGGAUUCCUCUUUAUGGGCGCCACCGAGGAACAAAUGAGAUAUCUCUCAGACGCAGAUGUGACUCACGUCAGCUACAUCCUCAUCCUGUAUUCUAUUGCUUUCAUGUUGUACCUGUUUGUCAACAUACUACUCUACAUCUACGCCAGCCACACGUGGCCCGACGAUGAAAGCAACGGCAUGCGCAGCUCGCAUAGUCGCAGUCGCAGCAUCACCUUGCCUGGUGAUGUUAGCGGCGGUCCAAGCGGAAGUCAUGCAAGGAAACCAAGCCACAUCAAUGGCGGCGCCAUUGGCAACGGACAUAUCGCUCUUCCCACGGGCCCCGCCAACGGCAGCGUGAGAUUGCCUCGACAUCGUGGGACCGACAGCCAACAGGUCCGUGAUGCGGAGGAGUUUGAGCUAGAAGGCUUGAUCAGCGAUGGUGAAGCUGAUGACGCUAGUCCUGUUGAGAGAAAGAAGGAGGAGGCCUGAGGCUUCUAUCCGUCGGUCCAUCAAGACGUGUCAUAUGGAUUUUGCACUUUGUGAUUUGUAAGAGAAGGAGAGAAAGUGUGUGGGUGUAUGUGCAUUAAGAACAGAAUCGGCGUUCGGGGUGGCCAUUGGACGUAGCCCAAUUUUGGUCAUUGAUCUAUCUCCUGAGCAGCUUUUCAUGAAUAUCAUAUAUCUAAAAUAAUAAUCAUGAGCAAUGGAAACGACGGCAUCUUCA
This is a messenger RNA of Exophiala mesophila, 2010 nucleotides long. RefSeq lists its product as uncharacterized. The record is from RefSeq and is a predicted model, not a curated record. The coding region runs from base 204 to 1778 and encodes 524 amino acids. NCBI's taxonomy places the organism in Eukaryota, Fungi, Ascomycota, Eurotiomycetes, Chaetothyriales, Herpotrichiellaceae. The transcript is spliced from 2 exons.